Myotis lucifugus (little brown bat) is the source of this 1875-nucleotide messenger RNA. RefSeq names its product TATA-box binding protein (gene TBP). Gene Ontology annotation, molecular function: RNA polymerase II general transcription initiation factor activity; DNA binding. Bases 239 to 1357 code for a protein of 372 amino acids. NCBI's taxonomy places the organism in Eukaryota, Metazoa, Chordata, Mammalia, Chiroptera, Vespertilionidae. Gene Ontology annotation, biological process: DNA-templated transcription initiation. The record is from RefSeq and is a predicted model, not a curated record. The transcript has 9 exons.
GCUCUGGAGGGUCGGCCAGGGUCGCCGCGGCGGGCGCCUGGGCCGCCGGCCGUUAGACGAGGCCUCCGCAGGUGGUGUUGGCGUCAGCCGUGGCCCCAGGGCAGCGUCUCGGUGUGAAGAGAAUCGAGAGCUGCAGGAGUUGCUAGUAGGUUGUGCUGGGGAUGCUCCUGGGAGAGACCAGCUGCUGAGGCAGCGCCAGUGCAGAGGCUGUCGACUUGCCCAGAAGAAAGGGAUCGCCAUGGAUCAGAACAACAGCCUGCCGCCCUAUGCUCAGGGCCUGGCCUCCCCGCAGGGCGCCAUGACUCCUGGAAUCCCUAUCUUUAGUCCGAUGAUGCCGUAUGGCACAGGGCUGACUCCACAGCCCAUUCAGAACACCAACAGUCUGUCCAUUCUGGAGGAGCAGCAACGGCAGCAGCAGCAGCAGCAGCAGCAGCAGCAGCAGCAGCAGGCGGCAGCAGUGACAACAGUGACAGCCGCAGUGCAGCAGUCAACGUCCCAGCAGGCUCCUCAGGGGGCCUCAGGACAGACACCACAGCUCUUCCACUCACAGACUCUUACCACUGCACCCUUGCCGGGCACCACACCCCUGUACCCCUCGCCCAUGACCCCCAUGACCCCCAUCACGCCUGCCACGCCAGCCUCUGAGAGCUCGGGGAUUGUGCCACAGCUGCAAAAUAUUGUAUCCACAGUGAAUCUUGGUUGUAAACUUGACCUGAAGACCAUUGCACUUCGUGCCCGAAAUGCUGAAUAUAAUCCCAAGCGGUUUGCUGCGGUCAUCAUGAGAAUAAGGGAGCCCCGGACCACAGCCCUGAUCUUCAGUUCCGGGAAAAUGGUGUGCACGGGCGCCAAGAGAAGGCGAGACGUGGGUCUGCCCUGGCUCCAUGUCCCUCUUCAUUUUGGCGUCUUUACCAGCUUGUUUUACUUGGGACGCGGCUGGGAACAUGGGGUUUCCCAGUGGAUGCUCCAUGUGUUGCCUUCACCGCAGGCACGCCGUCUUGUACCUCACAAGGAACAUGAAGAGCAGUCCCGACUAGCAGCAAGAAAGUACGCCAGAGUUGUGCAGAAGUUGGGUUUCCCAGCCAAGUUUUUGGACUUUAAGAUUCAGAACAUGGUGGGGAGCUGCGAUGUGAAAUUCCCCAUAAGGUUAGAAGGCCUGGUGCUGACCCACCAACAGUUCAGUAGUUAUGAGCCAGAGUUAUUUCCUGGUUUAAUCUACAGAAUGAUCAAACCCAGAAUUGUUCUUCUUAUUUUUGUUUCUGGAAAAGUUGUAUUAACAGGUGCUAAAGUCAGAGCAGAAAUUUAUGAAGCCUUUGAAAACAUCUACCCCAUCCUCAAGGGCUUCAGGAAGACAACGUAAUGGCUGGCCUGCCCUCCCACCCACUUGUAAAAACACAUCCGUUUUGGUACCUUUAAGUGGUGGUGGUGUGGGUGGCCUGGGUCGGCGUGGGUUGCAGCCUGCAUGUACGCCUGGGCACGCACCAGGUGUUACUGUAGUGCUGCCUGUCUAUUUAGAUUUAGAUUUUAAACUCUUACUGCUGUUGACAAGUUGGUUUAAGGGACAAAACUUUGGUGUUAAAGCCACCUCUACAAUUGACUGGACUUUUAAUUUUGUUCGCUUUAUUCCCCUUAAACCACAGUUUUUAUAUUUCUACCAGAAAAAAAAAAUGUUUUUUAUAAGUGUUGUUUUUCUAAUUUGUAAUCCUAGGGUUUAUUUUUGUGCCAGACACAUUCCGCCCUCUCAGUAUUGCAGGACAGAUGUAUUAAUGAACACAGAUGGCUGUAAAUAUUUCUCUCCUCAGUACUCUGUACAAUAAAUGCUGUUUAUAAAAGUGUUAGGUUGAUGUUAAUAAAUGAUGCCUUGUAAGAUUUAUGUGA